Messenger RNA from Talaromyces amestolkiae, 1986 nucleotides. RefSeq lists its product as uncharacterized. Bases 1 to 1986 code for a protein of 661 amino acids. Gene Ontology annotation, biological process: response to radiation; error-prone translesion synthesis. Lineage: Eukaryota; Fungi; Ascomycota; Eurotiomycetes; Eurotiales; Trichocomaceae. The record is from RefSeq and is a predicted model, not a curated record. Gene Ontology annotation, cellular component: nucleus; replication fork; site of double-strand break. Gene Ontology annotation, molecular function: DNA-directed DNA polymerase activity; damaged DNA binding. The transcript has a single exon.
AUGAAGUCAUCCCGCUAUACCUUCCGCCAUCUUCAUCUUCUUCGCCAGAACUCUCCAUCGAGCCCUUUACGAGUCAUCGCACAUAUCGAUCUCGAUGMCUUCUACGCUCAGUGUGAAAUGGUUCGCCUGGGAACCCCGCGCGACACACCUCUAGCUGUUCAACAGUGGGACUCGCUCAUUGCUAUCAACUACGCCGCGCGACCUUUUGGGGUAACCCGCAUGCUAUCGGCCAUCGAAGCGAAGAAGAGAUGUCCAGAAUUAGUGCUGCAACAUGUCGCGACCUUUCGAGAAGGCGAAGGAGGCAAAUGGGCAUAUCGUGAUGACGCUUCGUAUAACAUCAAGACCGACAAGGUGUCUCUGGAUCCUUAUCGCGCACAAUCGCGCAGGAUCUUGAGUACGAUCAAGGAAGAGGUCUCGCGGCAAAGAGAUGAGAUCAUUAGUUCCAAGGAUGUACCGCUGGAAUUUCAGGCGGCGAGAAUUGAGAAGGCGUCCGUCGAUGAGGUCUUUAUUGAUCUAUCAUCGCUAGUAUAUGCCGUGCUCUACCAACGAUAUCCUGAACUGAGAAGAACGCCGACAGCAUCUGACAAAACUACAUCGCUGCCCACUCCACCGACAACAGCACUGGAAUGGUUUCCAGAAGACGGAUUGGUCGAUCUAGAUGAAGAGGAAACAGAAGAAGAUGAUCCUGACUGGGACGAUGUUGCCAUGUUGAUUGGCGCUGAGAUCACACGUUCCAUCCGCGCAGCCGUCUGGGAUAAACUCAGUUACACAUGCUCUGCUGGGAUCGCUCGCAACAAAAUGAUGUCCAAACUAGGAAGCGCACAAAACAAGCCCAACAAACAAACCAUCAUUCGCAAUCGCGCCAUUCAGAAGUUUCUUGCAGGGUUCCAGUUUACCAAGAUUCGAUGGCUAGGAGGAAAGCUAGGGGAACGAAUAAGUGCCGAGUUUGGAACAGAGCAGGUCAAGGAACUGCUGAACGUAUCUCUUGACCAGUUCAAAGCUAAAUUGGAUGACGACACUGCCGUUUGGGUGUACAAUAUCAUCCGCGGGACAGAUGACAGUGAGGUCAACCCGAGGACACAAAUCAAAUCUAUGCUCUCAGCCAAAUCCUUCCGGCCUAGUAUCAACUCGACGGAUCAGGCACGGAAAUGGCUGCGGAUUUUCGCAGCAGAUCUGUAUAACCGAUUAGUGGAAGAUGGUUUAUUGGAAAACAAACGGCGGCCAACGACGCUUAGUCUACAUCAUCGAAUGGGUGCACAGGUACAUUCAAAGUCUACGCCGAUUCCUGGUGGGAAGAUGGUUACGGAGGAUAUUCUCUAUGAACUUUCGAGUAACUUGUUAAAUCAAGUUAUUGCAGAGGCACGGGCAUGGCCAUGCGCAAAUUUGUCAGUUAAUGUGACUGGGUUUGAGGAGGGUCCCGUCAACAAUAGAGCUAUUGAUAGCUUUUUUACUUCGGGGCAGAGUAGGCCAUCAGCUGAACCAUCAUUUCCGAAGAAGGUAGCCGAACCGGCAGAUGAUGCAGAAAGAGCGGCCAAGGUGAGAAAAGUAGCAGUCAAGGGAAUUGGGUCUUUUUUCAAAAGGGACUCGCCGUCGUUAGUCAGUUCUGAAAACGACAAGGAUAGUGAUGAUCGCUCUCCGCCAUUAUUUUCGACUCCAGACAUUGUGCUUAUGAAGAAUCCAGAGGAUGAUACGAACACCGUACAAGAAAUAGAUAAGGAUAUCUCCGCUCAGCAUGGCACAUUCACAUGCCCUCGAUGCAAUGAACAAGUACCAGAAGACCAACGUGAAGAACACGACGACUGGCAUUUCGCUAAAGACCUCGAAGCUCAAGAGGUACGCGCAGAUCAGACAUCGCGAAAUAUCGCCGAGCAAUCAUCGAGACGCACAGCGUCAGAUCGCAAGAAGACGGGACCAGGUCGACCGCGGGUAUCUGGGACGAAGACGGAGAAGGCAGAGAAGGGGCAGAAACGACUCUUCUUUGGAUAG